This is a messenger RNA of Syngnathus acus (greater pipefish), 6868 nucleotides long. RefSeq names its product nuclear receptor binding SET domain protein 1a (gene nsd1a). Gene Ontology annotation, biological process: regulation of DNA-templated transcription. The transcript is spliced from 24 exons. NCBI's taxonomy places the organism in Eukaryota, Metazoa, Chordata, Actinopteri, Syngnathiformes, Syngnathidae. Gene Ontology annotation, cellular component: nucleus; chromatin. The record is from RefSeq and is a predicted model, not a curated record. Gene Ontology annotation, molecular function: histone H3K36 methyltransferase activity; protein binding. The coding region runs from base 354 to 6398 and encodes 2014 amino acids.
AGCGCGCUUCGCUUGUCUUGAGGUGAAAAUGAAUUUAAUAAACGGUGACACUGCGUGUUUUUAAACGGUGCUGCAGCGAGGAGAGUGAACAAGUUCGUAUGUUCCCAGAUGAUAUUUCAACUAAAACUUGGCUAAAAUUGCCCGCUUUGGGGUGUAAAACCUCAAUUGUAAUACGAGUGGCAGUUCGCGGAGAGGGCCGGCGCAGAGAAUGAGCGCCUUGCCUCGGCCUACUCGAGGAGCCGCUGCUGGGAUUGUGCACAUCUGCGCAUUAACACUUGCUUUUUGCCUCAUAAUCACGCGUCCGCUGUUGGUUUCACAGUGACCGACCAGCACAUGGGGCGAGCCAUGACAACAUGAGUCAGUCAUACAGACCGGCUUUCCGCUCAGCGUUUGGCUCCAGCAGCCAGCCGGAGCCGAGGCCCCGCAAUGGCUUCUUGGACGCCUCCUAUAGAAGCCAGUGCGGCAUGGCGAAGCGCGGGUCGGAGCAGCCGUCAGCGUCCAACUGUUACGGCCCGCUGCAUGACUUCAGCGCUGUGGUCAAGAAGGUUGACCUCCAUGCGAGGAACCGCCUGCACCCUUCAAGCCCAGUCGGGAACGAUGAGGAGUUUGAGCCACCGUCUGUCCUUUUGCCUCCCUCGCCGUGCAACACUUCAUUUGAAUCUCUGCCGCCCUUCAACAGGAAUGGCUUCCCUCCUCACAGUCCGGACAGCCAAGACUGUUGUUCUCCCAUCUCAAACGGCUACCUGCAUUUUGGCACUUCAUUGUUUGACAGCAGUGACACAAAGCAGCAACACCACGAUCAUGUUGUGUACAAACGUAACGAGGCCUUCAACCCUUAUCACCAGACUUGGGAGCACGCUGUUACCGGCUCUCCAGCCUCAAACAUUUCAGGCUCAGACCAGAGGACAUACAAACCUACUGUUUUUAACCUGAUGUCUAAAACGAUCUCGGAACUCAACCCCAUGCUGAGCCCCAGCGCACUGCCAGACAUCACCAUGAGGGACGGGUGGAGCGUGGACGAGGAACUGGAAAGUGAUGGGGAACUUGCCGCUACUGAGCCUAGGCUAAUUUCACCAUCCGGCGGCAACUCUGAUUCCAAGAGUCCAAAAGCAAGGCCUCCUCCAUCAGUGCAACAUGUGGAAGGCGAGUUGGUGUGGGCAAAGUUCAACAGGCGGCCCUGGUGGCCCUGCCGAGUUCUUUGCGACCCUCAGUUGGGCCUCCACACCAAGAUGAAACUGCCCAGUCCGCGCCCCUGUCGCUUGUACUUCCUGAAGACGAUUGGCGAGAUGGUCGAGUGCGCCUGGGUCCCGGGGAACGCCAUUUUUCCUUUCAAAGGCGGCUAUCAGUUUGAUGACCUGCCCAUGCUCAGACCUAGAGGGAAGCAGAAGGAGAAAGAUUACAAGUACACGGUACCCAAAAGUUUGCAGUCUGCAUGGGCGGUCAGUGUAAGGGAAGCUGAGCAUAUGCUCUCUGCGCGACAACAGAAUGCCAAGUGUUUGCCCGCAGUGUCUCUCAACGGAGAGGAAUCCGUACAACACGUCCCCAAUCAGGAGACCCCCUCUUUUUACGAAGAUGCUCGUCAACUCGCAUCGCCUGAUACCGGUAGGAUCGAGGAACACGUAAUCAAAAACCCAGCAGGAUCUCUGUCCAAUCACAGCAAAACUUACAAAAAGAAAAAGAAAUGUCUGUCAGACAUAUUUGGGCACAUUAUCAGUGGUUCGGCGGGAUCAUCGGUCACCACUGACACACCGGACCUUCGUGCAACGAGCCAGGCACUGAAAAAAGAACCAGAAGACUCACUAUAUGUGGAUCUGCGAACACUUCCUAUAUUACAUUGUUCCGAACAGUUAACAAUGUCUCCAGUACGUGAACGAGAAAAGCCCUUCACACAAAUAAAAACAGUAUUCACGGAAACAGUCCAGCAUUCUGCUGAUUCACAUCAUUCUGCCAGCCCCUUUUUGGACUGUACCAAUCGGAGAUUAAGGGACGAUGAGGAAAGUUCUCACAGUCCGAUGGCCGCAAGCCAAAUCUCGGCCCACUCUGAUGAUUGUCGUCCGGAUGAAUCAAGUGAUAAUGUUCCUUUAAAAACUGAAACGUCUCCUUGUUGGGAAUCUAUCACCGAUGCGUCAUCCUGUGUAGAUCACAGCACUCCGAAGAAGCGUGCGAGGAAGCCUGCCAAGAAAACAAACAGUGUUGGCACCUUCAUAAAUUCUCCUCGUGUGGACCAAAGGGACUCCUUUGCGGAUCCUGUUCAAAUCAAGACGGAGAAUGUUAGCCUUGUUAGCUCAUCAUCUUCCUCCCACUGCCCCUCUUCAUCACUGUGUCCCAUGGAUGCUUUCCUGGAUGUGAAGGAAGUCACGUUUAAGUCCCUUGUUGGCGAGAAUAGCGACUCCCAGGUGGCCACGUUUCGGCCUGAUUCUAAUUAUAAAUUCAGUACCUUCCUCAUGCUCCUCAAAGACAUUCAUGACACGAGAGCCAAGGAGGGGAAGCCUCUGCUUAUCCCACCGUCACCCGUGCUGAUCAAGGAGGAGCCCUUAGUCAUUCCUUCUUCAUCCUUUGGCGAUCCAUUGAGGGGGUCUCAAGGAAUUCAAACAGAGGUUGAACCAUCGAGAACGUUCUCAAGAGUGAAAACCAAGUGGAGGACUAAAGCUAUCAUGUCAGCAGACACCGACCACUGUUUGAUUGAGCACUCUGACAAACAACGGCGAAAACAGCGACUUCCAGCCAAACUGAAACCUUCCUUACCUGGCCUUUCCUCCAACAUGGCCGAUUUGGCUUUCGGCAGGGAAUUUGUCACUGGUCACGGAGAUUUAGCCCAAUCUGAUCAUCCCAUUCUUUUUGAACCUGCUGCCACCUACCUCGACAAGCGUUCUGAAUCUCCCAUUGCCCCAAAGAAGCGCUGGCAAAUGGUCGAGGAGAGCGAGACCAACGGCUCUUACCCAAUGAGAGCAUCUCCAGAUGACAGCUUGUCAGACAAUAACUCGUUCUCCGAGGAAAGCAGUGCAGCCCGUCAUUCAGAAAGCAAACGUCUCCGGAAACCAACUAAAAGACUCCUGGAGUCUAUCGAGGAAUAUCAACAAAUAUUCGCCCCAAAAAGGAAAUACACGAAACACAUUUUAGACUCAGCCGAUACGACUCUUAGUGAUACCAGUGAAACUGUGUCGCCGGUCCUGGAUCUCAGCAUACCAUCGGAAACACUUGGCACACCGUCGGUCUCCAUAGCGCCCCCUACGGCUCUGGUUUCAGAGGCACAUAGUCACUCUCAGGAUCUAUCCCCCUGUGAACUGCCCCCCACCUCCCCAGCACCAACUCAGCCCCCUCAAGGCAUGGCCACAGAAGAUGAUGAUCUCCCUCUAAAAUCUGAUCCCACAGCGGAAAGAAAAAGGCCUCGGAAGCUGUCACAUAAGGUUUUGGAUGGUAACAUUGAAGAAUUGUCGGCCCUUCCAAAGAAAGAGGAGCCAAAAUAUCCUCCAAACGUUAUCCCUGAAGUAAAAGUGUUGGUUAAGCAAACUGCGAUACCUCAGAAGCUCAAACAUAAGGAACAUACGCUCACACCAGUAAAGAAAGAGAAAUCUAAUCCCAGCACAUCUUCCGUCCCUGUUGCGACCACUCCCCCCUUUGAGGCUGAGGAUGUGGAGUUUGUCACUCCGACCAAGUCCCCUGAGCAAAAGGCCAUGUUGAUGCCCUGCAGCAUGGAAGAGAAACAAAACACAGAUGCUGACACUCCAAAAUCUGAGGUGCUUGAUGCCAAUUUGUUGGACAGCCCAUCUUCCCAAAUGGAUGUUAAAGUGAAAAUAGGUGGUACUUCCUUUAAGGAGAACAUCUGCCAGAUUUGUGAGAGAACAGGAGACGUCCUGGUUUGUGACAGCCACUGUUAUGGAGCCUUUCACCCUCAGUGUAUUGGUUUGUCCGCGCCACCCAAAGGGAAAUUUCACUGCCAGCAAUGCACCUCCGGCAUUCAUACGUGCUUUGUGUGUAAGAAGUCUGGCAAUGGCGUGAAGCGAUGCAUAAUCCCACUGUGUGGAAAAUUCUAUCACACCGACUGCAUCAUGGCCUUCUCGGCCACGCAGCGACAUAACAAAAGCUUCCGCUGCCCCUUACACGUUUGUCUUUCGUGCCACAUCGCCGAUCCUCUCAAUGCUUGCAGCUCCAAAGGACGUUUGGCUCGCUGUGUGCGCUGCCCCGUGGCUUACCACGCUAAUGACAACUGCAUGGCAGCCGGCAGCGUGGUGCUGGCCAACAACGGCUUUCUCUGUCCAAAUCACUUCACUCCUCGAAAAGGCUGCAAGAACCACGAGCACAUCAAUGUUAGCUGGUGCUUUGUGUGCUCGGAAGGAGGCAGCCUGCUUUGCUGUGAAGCCUGUCCUGCUGCUUUUCAUCAGGAAUGUCUCAAUAUGGAGAUGCCUCAAGGCAGCUGGUUCUGCAAUGAUUGCAAGGCCGGAAAGAGGCCACGGAUCAAGGACAUACUCUGGGUCAAAUGGGGCCGCUUCAGGUGGUGGCCUGCCGAAGUGUGCCUGGCCAAAGAUGUCCCAAAUAAUAUCUUGAGGAUGAAACACGAGGUCGGGGAGUUCCCGGUGCAGUUUUUUGGCUCCAAGGAUUUUGUAUGGACCUAUCAAGCCCGCGUGUUCCCUUACAUGGAGGGUGACACCCACAACAUUGAGAAAAUGGGCAAGGGGGCAGACGCCGUGUACAAAAAGGCCCUGAUUGAAGCAGCAGAGCGAUUCAAAGAACUUCAGGCUGAAAAGGAAAUGAGGCAGCUGCAGGAGGACAGAAAGAUUCAUAAGAAACCUCCGCCAUACAAACAUAUUAAGGUCAACAAGCCAAUUGGGAAGGUGCAGAUCAUCACGGCUGACCUAUCGGAGAUCCCCCGCUGCAACUGCAAGGCGUCGGACGAGAACCCGUGCGGCGUGGAUUCCGAGUGCAUUAACCGUAUGCUGUUGUACGAGUGCCAUCCUCAAGUUUGCGCUGCAGGCGAGCGAUGUCAGAACCAGUCCUUCACAAAACGCCAGUACACCAUUGUUGAGAUAUUUAGGACACUGUCGCGUGGCUGGGGUUUGCGCAGCGUGUCUGACAUUAAGAAGGGAGCUUUUGUGAGUGAAUAUGUGGGGGAGGUGAUAGAUGAAGAAGAAUGUCGGGCCCGAAUCAAAUAUGCUCAGGAAAAAGGCAUCUUUAACUUCUACAUGCUGACACUAGACAAGGACCGAAUCAUCGACGCAGGACCCAAAGGGAACCAGGCUCGCUUUAUGAAUCACAGCUGCCAGCCAAAUUGUGAAACUCAGAAAUGGACUGUGAAUGGCGAUACCCGCGUGGGACUUUUUGCUCUGCAAGACAUCCCAAAAGGUGUGGAGCUGACUUUUAACUACAACCUCGAGUGUCUUGGCAAUGGCAAAACCGCCUGUAAAUGCGGAGCACCCAACUGCAGCGGCUUCCUUGGCGUUCGACCCAAGAACCAGCCACCAGCUGAAAAAAUUAAGGAAGGGAAGAGGCGAGGGGGCAUGAAGAAGAAGACCAAGCAAGAGGUGACCAAAGAGAGGGAGGAUGAAUGUUUCAGCUGUGGUGACGGGGGCCAGAUCGUGUCUUGUAAGAAGCCCGGUUGCCCGAAGGUCUACCACGCUGAUUGCCUCAACCUGUCCAAAAGACCUGCAGGGCGAUGGGAGUGUCCUUGGCACCAGUGUGACAUCUGCGGUAUAGAGGCAGCUUCUUUUUGUGAGAUGUGCCCCAGCUCAUUCUGCAAAGCACAUCUCGAUGGCAUGCUCUUCAUUUCCAAGCUGGACGGCAAGCUGUCUUGCAGUGACCACGACCCCUGUGGGCCCGACCCUCUGGAACCAGGCGAGAUCCGCGAAUACGUGCCCAACGCGGCUGCCUUGAAUCCUUUUGCUGGGCCACCUGCUUCCUGUGAAGCUUCGGGAUCUGAAGAUUCUUCCCCCGCCACCUGGCACGGCGGUCGGGCUGGCCCGGCCACUCUCAAGCCUCCUCCUCCUCGUCUGUACAUAAACACAAAGACGUCUACCUCAAGCUUCAUCCCCUCGAGCGGGUCUUGCCUCACAGACGAGCUUGAAGAAAAAGCAUUCUCCAGCCCGACGUCCUCCAAGGGUCAAAGCGAUGAUGGUGAAAUUGAGGAAGGAGAGGUGUGUGGUGUCGAGGUAGACCUGGACGACGACAAUGAUGACGAUGUAGACGACGAUGAUGAUGACGACGACGAUGAUCUCGAGGAGGAGGAAGAGGAGGAGGAUGAAGAAGCAGAUGAUGACAUGGGAGCGAUAGAGUUGGUGGAAGAUGAACCACUGUAUGGAGGAGGCACCCUUGAGGAGGAGGAGGAGGAGCCAAACUUUUAUGGCAGUUGGGGUGAUUACGUUGAAGAAGAUGCUGACGAUGAAGACGUCGAGGACGAUGACUAGGGAAGAAGGGAAGACCACGAAUGACAAGUGACCCUUAAAGUCACCUACUGUAAUCAACUGCAACAUUCCCUUCUCCCUGGUACAAUAUUGCCUUGUUAUCCCUGACAGCUACACUGACAGAUGGGAUGCGUUUUGGUGCUAAGACCCAACGGGCACGCUCACUCAGUUUCUUUUACUUCUGUUGAUAUUUGUUUGUUUAUGUCUGGUGCAUUUGGCUCCAGUUGUGCACUCUAUUAUACAUUGUUUACAUCGGACUUUUUUAAGGACAUAUUUUUUGAAAAUAAAAAAAACAAGAUUUUUUUAUUUUAUUUUAAUUUGACAAAACUGUAAUCACAAGGGCACUGUCUUUGACAAUGUCUUAGUGAAAAAAAGAAAAAAAAACAAGAGUGGUCAUUGGAAUGCUCUUGCGCCAUUGUUUCCAUGUUAUGUUUUGACCCAAAUGCAAAAAUAAACACACUGUAGUCACUGAA